Sinocyclocheilus grahami is the source of this 10743-nucleotide messenger RNA. It is a transcript of the gene fbn3, whose product is annotated as fibrillin 2b. Lineage: Eukaryota; Metazoa; Chordata; Actinopteri; Cypriniformes; Cyprinidae. Gene Ontology annotation, molecular function: calcium ion binding. The coding region runs from base 193 to 8247 and encodes 2684 amino acids. The record is from RefSeq and is a predicted model, not a curated record. The transcript is spliced from 60 exons.
GUGCAGUUUUCCAUUCAGGGGAACAUAUCCCGUGACAAUAACUGACUCCUCCAGGCACUGCGAGGCAUCUGAGCCUUCAGUCUGGAGUGCACAAGCUUGAAGUUCACAUCUGAAGAGCUCAUUGGAAAGGAAGAGUUUUAUUGCGGGUGAGACACGUUUAACGGCGCUUCAGGAGUCACACAGCAGAGACCAAUGGGAGUGUGGAAGCUAGCCAAGGUGGUGCUCGGAUGGGCCACGAUCUGGUGGGCCGCGGUCCAUUCGGCGCAGGCGCAAGGAGAUGGAGACAUCCAGGCCAGUCGAUUCACUGGAAAACCUGAGGGGGAGGUGCAACAGAGGGUCCGUCGGAGAGGCCAGGAGUCCCUCAGGGGGCCCAACGUAUGUGGUUCCCGCUUCCACUCCUAUUGUUGUCCAGGGUGGAAAACGCUUCCCGGUGGGAACCAGUGUAUAGUUCCGAUCUGUAGGAACUCGUGUGGGGACGGCUUUUGCUCGAGGCCCAACAUGUGUACCUGCUCCAGUGGUCAUCUUGCCCCUAGCUGUGGUGCGGCCGCCGUCCAGUCCUGCAGCGUCAGAUGCAUGAAUGGAGGGGUCUGUAAUGAAGAUGCCUGCUCGUGUCAGAAGGGCUACACAGGAAGUCACUGUGGACAGCCUGUGUGUGAGAGCGGAUGUCAAAAUGGCGGGCGUUGUAUUGGACCCAACAGAUGUGCUUGUGUCUACGGUUUUACUGGGCCGCAGUGCGAGAGAGACUACAGGACUGGGCCAUGCUUCACACAAGUCAACAACCAGAUGUGCCAAGGUCAGCUGAGCGGCAUCGUUUGCACCAAGACGUUGUGUUGCGCCACCAUCGGGCGAGCGUGGGGUCACCCAUGCGAGAUGUGCCCUGCCCAACCCCACCCUUGCCGAAGAGGUUUCAUCCCCAACAUCCGCACCGGUGCUUGCCAAGACGUGGACGAGUGUCAGGCCGUCCCAGGACUGUGUGCUGGAGGAAACUGCAUUAACACAGUGGGCUCCUAUGAGUGCAAAUGUCCCGCGGGUCACCGGCAAAGUGAGACCAACCAGAAGUGCGAAGAUAUUGACGAAUGCACAACCAUUUCGGGAGCGUGUGACGGCGGGGAAUGUACCAACACCGCCGGCAGCUACGUGUGCACCUGUCCGCGGGGAUACGUUACCAGCACAGACGGCUCCAGAUGUGUCGAUCAUCGGGUCGGUACGUGUUUCUCGUCUUUAGCUAACGGCCGAUGCGCGAGCGAACGGUCCGGUCAGUACACAAAGAUGCAGUGCUGCUGCGACUCGGGCCGCUGCUGGGCACUCGGACACAUCCCAGAGAUGUGCCCCGUCAAAGGAUCCGAUGAAUACAGGCGACUGUGCAUCCAUAGGCUUCCGUUUGCCACCGGUAACGGCGGCGGCACCAUCCACGACGGCAACGGCGGUCUGAACAUCGGCAGCUACGGCAAAGGUCCCUCGCAGAACGGAAACGGCGGCGGCUACAUUUACGGUGGCGAGCACACCAUCGGAAACGGCAACGGAGGCAACGGUGGCCUGAAGAUUCAGAUCAGCCAGCUGAACGAGACUACGAUCGACGUGUGCAAGCAUUUCACCAACCUGUGCCUGAACGGCCGCUGCAUUCCCACGCCCACCAGCUACCGCUGCGAAUGCAACAUGGGAUACCGGCAGGACGUGCGCGGGGAGUGCAUCGAUGUGGACGAGUGCGUCAGUAACCCGUGUGUGAACGGAGACUGUGUCAACACACAAGGAUCGUAUCACUGCAAAUGUCACGAGGGAUAUCAGGGAACUCCCACCAAACAGGCCUGCAUUGACAUUGACGAGUGUAUCGUGAACGGCGUUAUGUGCCGUAACGGACGCUGCGUGAACACGGAUGGAAGUUUCCAGUGCAUCUGUAAUGCUGGCUUUGAAAUCAGUCCUGACGGGAAGAACUGUGUCGAUCAUGAUGAAUGUGCCACCACCAACAUGUGCCUCAACGGCAUGUGCAUAAAUGAAGACGGAAGCUUCAAGUGUAUCUGCAAACCUGGAUUUGCGUUGGCGCCCAAUGGACGCUACUGCACUGACAUCGACGAAUGCCAGACCUCAGGUAUCUGUAUGAACGGCCGCUGCGUGAACACCGAGGGCUCUUUCCGCUGCGAGUGCCCGCCAGGACUAGCCAUAGACGUGGACGGCCGCGUCUGCGUGGACACCCACAUGCGCACCACCUGCUACGGCGCAAUAAAGAUGGGCACGUGUUCGCGUCCAUUCCCCGGGGCAGUGACGAAGUCGGAAUGCUGCUGCGCCAACCCUGAACAUGGCUUCGGAGAACCCUGCCAACCCUGCCCGGCAUUCAACUCUGCCGAGUUUCAGGCGGUGUGCAGCAGUGGACCUGGAAUCACCACAGACGGGCGAGACAUCAACGAAUGCGCUUUGGAUCCAGACAUCUGUCAAAAUGGGAUCUGCGAGAACUUGCGCGGGAGCUACCGUUGCAUCUGCAACAUCGGCUACGAGUCCGACACUAGCGGCAAGAAUUGCGUGGACAUUAACGAAUGUUUGGUGAAUCGGUUACUGUGCGACAAUGGCAUGUGUAGAAACACGCCCGGAAGUUACACUUGCUCUUGCCCCAAAGGAUUCUCCUUCAAAGCUGACUCUGAGACUUGCGAAGACAUCAACGAAUGCGACUCCAACCCCUGCAUCAAUGGUGUGUGCCGCAACGUAGCCGGUUCCUUCAACUGUGAAUGUUCCCACGGCAGCAAGUUGGACUCCACCAACACCAUCUGCGUAGACAGCAUGAAAGGAACCUGCUGGCUAAACAUCCAGGACGACCGCUGUGAGGUGAAUAUAAACGGGGCCACGCUGAAGUCCGAGUGCUGCUCUACGCUGGGGGCGGCCUGGGGAAGCCCAUGUGAACGCUGCAAAAUUGAUCCAGCCUGUUCGAAAGGUUUCGCUCGCAUGAAGGGACUUGUGUGUGAAGAUAUUAAUGAGUGCGAGGUAUUUCCCGGCGUGUGCACAAACGGACGCUGUGUGAACACGCAGGGCUCGUUCCGAUGCGAGUGUCCGGAGGGACUUACACUGGACGGAGCCGGACGAACAUGUGUUGACAUCCGAAGCGAGCAGUGCUAUAUGAAAUGGGACGAGGACGAGUGCGUGGAGCCGUUACCGGGCCGGUAUCGCGUGGAUAUGUGCUGCUGUACGGUGGGAGCGGCAUGGGGUGUGGACUGUGAGGCCUGUCCCAAACCAAACACACCCGAAUUCAAGACCAUCUGCCCGCGGGGACCUGGAAUUGCCAACCGAGGAGACAUCUUGACGGGACGACCCUUCUACAAAGAUGUGAACGAAUGUAAGGUCUUCAAAGGCCUGUGCACUCACGGGACGUGCCGAAACACCAUCGGGAGCUUCAAAUGCCGCUGCGAAAGCGGCUUCGCCCUCACCAUGGAGGAGAGGAACUGCACAGAUAUCGACGAGUGCACCAUCUCUCCGGACCUGUGCGGACACGGCGUCUGCGUCAACACGCCCGGCAGCUUCGAGUGCGAGUGCUUCGACGGCUAUGAGAGCGGCUUCAUGAUGAUGAAGAACUGCAUGGACAUCGACGAGUGCGAGCGCGACCCCCUGCUGUGCCGCGGCGGGACGUGUCUGAACACCGAGGGCAGUUAUGAGUGCGACUGUCCUCCGGGUCACCAGCUGAUCGCAGAAGCUUCUGCCUGUGAAGAUGUGAACGAGUGUCAGCUGAGUGAUAACCUGUGCAAGAACGGUCAGUGUGUGAAUAUGGUGGGCACCUAUCAGUGCUCCUGCGACACGGGAUACCAGGUGACGCCCGACAGACAGGGCUGCGUGGACAUCGACGAGUGCACCAUCAUGAACGGCGGCUGCGAUACUCACUGUACGAACUCGGAGGGAAGUUACGAAUGCAGCUGCAGCGAAGGUUACGCGCUCAUGCCCGACCUCAGGACCUGCGCCGACAUCGACGAGUGUGAAGACACGCCGGACAUCUGCGACGGCGGCCAGUGUACGAACAUCCCCGGAGAAUAUCGCUGCCUCUGCUACGACGGCUUCAUGGCCUCCAUGGACAUGCGCACCUGCAUCGAUGUCAACGAAUGCGAUCUGAAUCCCAACAUCUGUCUGCACGGCGACUGUGAAAACACUAAAGGGUCCUUCAUCUGUCACUGUCAGCUGGGAUACUUCGUCAAGAAGGGCUCCACCGGAUGCACAGAUAUCGACGAGUGUGAGGUCGGUGCUCAUAACUGCGACAUGCACGCCUCCUGCGUCAACGUCCCGGGGAGCUUCAAGUGCCGCUGCCGCGACGGCUGGGAGGGCGACGGGAUCAAAUGCGUCGAUGUGGACGAGUGCGUGACGGAGGAACACAACUGUAACCCGAACGCCGAGUGCAUGAACACGCCGGGAUCGUACCGUUGCGCCUGUAAGGAGGGAUUCAACGGCGACGGAUUCUCCUGCUCCGACAUGGACGAGUGCGCUGAUAACGUGAAUCUGUGUGAGAACGGUCAGUGUCUGAACGCGCCGGGCGGAUAUCGCUGCGAGUGUGAGAUGGGCUUCACCCCGACUGAAGACAGCAAGGCCUGCCAGGACAUCGACGAGUGUAACUUCCAGAACAUCUGCGUGUUUGGAUCGUGUCAGAACCUGCCGGGAAUGUUUCGCUGCAUCUGCGACUACGGCUACGAGCUGGACCGCAGCGGAGGAAACUGCACAGACAUUAACGAGUGUUUCGACCCUGUGAACUGCAUCAACGGCGUGUGCGUGAAUCUGCCCGGCAGCUACCUGUGCAACUGUCCGCCGGACUUCGAGCUCAACCCGUCGGGCGUGGGCUGCGUCGACACUCGAGUGGGGAACUGCUUCCUGGACACGCUGGACCGCGGCGACGGAGGAAUCUCCUGCAGCGCUGAGAUCGGGGUGGGCGUGACACGCGCCUCCUGCUGCUGCUCGCUGGGCGGAGCCUGGGGAAACCCCUGCGAACUCUGCCCGCCCAUCAACUCCUCCGAGUACAAAACACUGUGUCCCGGAGGAGAGGGUUUCCGGCCCAAUCCCAUCACCGUCAUCCUGGAGGACAUCGACGAGUGCCAGGAGCUGCCCGGUCUGUGUCAGGGGGGAAACUGCGUCAACACCUUCGGCAGCUUCCAGUGCGAGUGUCCCGCCGGAUACUACCUCAACGAGGAGACACGCAUCUGCGAAGAUAUUGAUGAAUGUACGGCGCACAUCGGCAUCUGCGGUCCGGGAACCUGCUACAACACGCUGGGAAACUACACCUGCGUCUGUCCGCCCGAGUACAUGCAGGUGAACGGAGGAAACAACUGCAUGGAUAUGAGAAAGAGCGUGUGCUACCGCAACUUCAACGACACCUGCGAGAACGAGCUCUCCUUCAACAUGACCAAGAAGAUGUGCUGCUGCGCCUAUAAUGUGGGCAAAGCCUGGAACAGACCCUGCGAGGCCUGUCCCACACCAGCCACGUAUAUCGACGAGUGCAGCGUUCACGCCAGUCAGGUGUGCAGGAACGGCCAGUGCAUCAACAGCAUGGGCUCCUUCAGGUGUCUGUGUCUGGACGGAUAUAACCUGACGCCGGAUGGCAAGAACUGCGUCGAUAUUAACGAGUGCGUGACGCUGCCGGGCGCCUGUCAGCCGGGGACCUGUCAGAAUCUGGAUGGCUCGUUCCGCUGCAUCUGUCCGCCCGGAUACGAGGUGCAGAACGACAAGUGUGUGGAUAUCAACGAGUGCACCGUGGAGCCCAACAUCUGUCAGUUCGGCACGUGUAAAAACACGCCGGGCAGCUUCCAGUGCCUCUGUCAGCCCGGGUUCGUGCUGUCCGACAACGGCCGCCGCUGCUUCGACACGCGCGAGAGCUUCUGCUUCACGCGGUUUGAAGCGGGCAAAUGCUCCGUUCCCAAACCGCUCAACACCACCAAAGCCAAGUGCUGCUGCAGCCUGCUGCCGGGCGAGGGAUGGGGCGACCCCUGCGAGCUGUGUCCGCGCGAGACCGAGGCUGCGUUCCACACGUUGUGUCCCUAUGGUCACGAGGCUGUCCCGCGACCCGAGGGACGCGAGGACAUGAACGAGUGCGUGGAGAACCCGGGCAUCUGCGGGAACGGCCAGUGCAUCAACACCGACGGCUCGUUCCGCUGCGAGUGUCCCUUCGGGUACAACCUCGACUACACCGGCAUCAACUGCGUGGAUACGGACGAGUGCUCGAUCGGAAACCCCUGUGGAAACGGCACGUGCUCAAACGUUCCUGGUGGCUUUGAGUGUUCCUGUCAGGAGGGAUUCGAACCCGGACCCAUGAUGACCUGUGAAGACAUUAACGAGUGCACGGUGAACCCGCUGCUCUGCGCUUUCCGCUGCGUCAACACCUUCGGCUCGUAUGAGUGCAUGUGUCCGACGGGAUACGUGCUGCGCGACGACAACCGGAUGUGCCGAGACCAGGAUGAGUGUGCGGAGGGGCUGGACGACUGCGCCUCCAGAGGAAUGGCCUGCAAAAACCAGAUCGGCACCUUCAUGUGCAUCUGUCCACCCGGCAUGACGCGCCGGCCCGACGGAGAGGGGUGCAUGGAUCUGAAUGAGUGCCGCAGCAAGCCGGGGAUCUGCAAGAACGGCCGCUGCGUCAACACCGUGGGCAGCUACCGCUGCGAAUGUAACGAGGGUUUCGAGCAGAGCUCCACGCGCACAGAGUGCAUCGAUAACAGGAAGGGCUUCUGCUUCACGGAGGUCCUGCAGACGAUGUGCCAGCAGUCGUCCACUAACAGAAACACCGUCACGAAGUCGGAGUGCUGCUGUAACGCUGGCCGCGGCUGGGGCUCGCUGUGUGAACUCUGUCCUCUGCCCGGCACCAUCCAGUACAAGAAGAUGUGUCCGCUCGGACCCGGAUACACCACUGACGGCAGAGACAUCAACGAGUGUGAGGUAAUGCCUAACCUGUGUAAGAACGGCCAGUGCAUCAACAGCGUCGGCUCCUUCCGCUGCCAUUGCAACGUGGGUUACACCGAUGACUUCACUGGCACUUCCUGUGUCGAUAUGGACGAGUGCUCUCAGUCGCCCAAACCGUGUAACUUCCUGUGCAAAAACACCGAAGGCAGUUACCUGUGCUCGUGUCCCAGAGGAUACAUCCUACAGCCUGAUGGGAAGACCUGCAAAGAUUUGGACGAGUGCUCAACCAAGCAACACAACUGUCAGUUCCUGUGCGUCAACACGAUCGGUGGCUUCACCUGUAAAUGCCCCUCAGGCUUCACGCAGCACCAGACGGCAUGCAUAGACAACAACGAAUGCAGCAAUCAGCCAAACCUAUGUGGCUCCCGCGCCUCCUGCCUCAACACCCCCGGCAGCUUCAACUGCGAGUGUCAGAAGGGCUUCUCUCUGGAUGGCACAGGAAUCAACUGUGAUGACGUCGAUGAAUGUGGCGGAAACCACCGGUGCCAACACGGUUGCCAGAACAUGUUGGGAGGAUAUCGUUGCGGAUGUCCGCAGGGUUACGUUCAGCACUACCAGUGGAACCAGUGUGUGGACGAGAACGAAUGUGCCGGGAACCAAGUCUGUGGGUCUGCAUCUUGCUAUAACACUCUGGGCAGCUAUAAGUGCACGUGCCCGUCAGGUUUCGACUUUGAGUCCUCUGCUGGCGGAUGCCAGGAUGUUAAUGAAUGCAACCUGAACAAUAACCCCUGCAGCUAUGGCUGCUCCAACACAGAUGGAGGAUACUUGUGCGGAUGUCCCGGAGGCUUCUACCGAGCAGGACAAGGGCACUGCAUCACAGGAGUGGGCUUCCAGGGUCAGUUUGGCUCAGAGGGAGUGGAUGACGAAGAGUCAUUGUCACCAGAGGCCUGCUAUGAAUGCAAGAUCAACGGUGACCUUGGAAAGAAAGGUCGCCAUAGGCGUAAUACUGGCGAUAAUGAGCUCAAGGAGACGGUGAGCUUGGCCAGCAUGGAUGUUCAGACCUCUAUCCCCAUGAACCUCAGUCUGGCACAGCUGCAAAACAAGGAACCCCUACUUGAGUUGCUUCCAGCCCUGGAGCCGCUUGAGCACUAUGUGCGCUACGUCAUAAUGCAUGGAAACCAAGGUGAACACUUCCGCAUCCUGGAGCGUCACGACGGGAAGAGCGUUCUGCGGCUGGGCCGAAAGCCACCCCCUCCAGGUUUGUACCGCCUGGAGAUCGCCAGCUUGCGUCUGUUCGGUCCACGCAAACUUCAGCAAAUGGAGGACCAACAUGACAGCGACUACUUGCUGGGCGAGAUCGGCGACGCACUGCGCAUCAAGCUGCACAUCCACCUGCACUGAGACUGACCCUUGACCCCGUGCCCUUCACUGCAGGGCGUAGGCUCUGAGAGACUGUGUCCAUUUACCGCCAUGUUUUGGGUUUGUUUUUAUUUGCCGUCCUUUCAUAUCAGCGCCCACCGACUCCACCAGGUUGGGUGGAAUAUGUACAUACACCACCUUAAAUUAGCAGGAGUGCAUUAGCACUAGCACCCACUUUUACCAGAGGGACAAUCAGAAAUAUCAGUCGUAAGGACAAAUUAAUUUUAGUACAGCUACUACAGUUGUAAACUGUCAAAAUGAUCAUGUAAUGACAUUCAGUCUUUAGUGCACAUAAAAACGUUGCAUUAUAGAUGAAGAAAAUAUAAUGACUAUUCACUCAUCUCAAUAUCUCAGUGCAAACUGGGGUCAAAGUUUAUUCCAUUCAGUAUUUAGUGUCAUUUGUCAAGUAUUGUACUGUUUUUGAAGAAAAAAAAGGUCACACAAAGGACUGCAGCAAUUUUUCAGGUUUAAACGAGAGUCGAGGGUUCAAAAGGCUUAUGGUUCUCAAAACUGAAAUGCGUCUUUUUACAUAAGAUUUCUGGGACUUUCUGGAGUGUUUGCAUGAGCUGCCACAUCACGUUACCUCAUUUUACACAAGAACACACACAAAUAUAUGUAUGGCAGUUAGGACAGGAGUGGUGCUAAACACUCAAAAUUUGCACUGGGCCUCCUCUGCGUAUUUCAUCAGGGAAAAUUCAUUCCAAAAAUGGCAACGACUGUCUAAAGGGUUUUCGAAUAUGCAUGCGAUGUUGCACAAACUUGGCAUUUACAUUUGAACCAUUUUCUUCUCCAUACUUGUGUGCUCUUGUCGGUGUAUUUGACAAAGACGUGCUUGGCAAACAGAGCACAUACGAAUGGAGAACUGGAAGCCUGCUGGGUAAACCAACCAGAGGCCAUUUUUGAUUGCAGCUGGAGACGUGCAGUCUCAAUGGUACAUAAGGAUUGUUUGGCAAGCCGUCCUCCAAAACACUCCAGAUAUGGACAUGCAAACACACAUUUUCAACUUUCAAGUGUGGGAACGAUGACAAACUGACCCUCGUUUCUUAGUUUCUCAGAAACCGCGAGCAAACAAGGUGCUAAGAUUCCAACUUACGCUGUACUACGAACUGAUUUGUGGAUCGCAAUCGUGACAUUUCCAAAGGUCUUUUGUGUUUUAUUUUAUUUUUUAUUUCGUGUGUGAUUGUCUUUUGUACUGUCUCAAUGCUGAAAAAUCAAUACUAUCAAAGCUUGUUGAAAAUUUAAAUUGUAUAUUUUAAAGUGAAAUGUAGUUUUUGUUUGUAUUUCUUCUUUUGUAUUCUUGAGCAUCAAGACUGCCAAACCAAAUAUUUACUUGUACACAUUAGAUAAAUAGCUUUUAAGAGCUGUUGACUUUGUUUUUCCUCAGAAUACGGACAAUUAAUGAUCACCACGUCCUUAUUUUACUGUCACUGAGCACUACGUGACAGACGUCACUGUUUACAUGAGCUUGUCCAUCAAUCAUCUAAAUGAAUAAUACUGUAGUUUAUUGCAACGACCAGCAAUAUUGGACUGUUUUCAUAGGCUGUAAACAAAGUGAUUUUGGUGCUAGAAUGACAAAACUGAUUCUUGAACAUCACAGUAACUGCACUGUUUGACAGCCUGAGCUAUAUUUAUGCAUAACCAUUUGUCUAACAUGGGAACUUUGUAUACUUUCAUAUCUUUUGUUUUUGUUGAUGCCACUACAUGUAAAAGAGCGAAUGUGCGUGACUGUACUGUAUGUCAAAAAUCAGUAGCAAACUUGAAAUAGUCAUCAAGCUAGUGUUGAGUUACGAACUUCAGACCAAAGAAAGUGGACCGGGUCGCUCAGGAUGUCGUCCCAUACCAUAAAUCUCAGAGGUGCAUUGAUUAGGGCAUCUGUAUGAAUUUUUUGAGCCAUAAAGAUCCAUGACGGAGAAACCCGAGUACCCCGUACACGGCUAAUCAGUAAUUCCAAAUGCAUUGUUUUUAUACCAUUUUCGAUCCAUCUGUUAGAUCCGAGUGAUCCGCACAAUGUUUGUGAACAUCUGUACGAAACAACAAAUGGCAAUAAAACAACAUGGGUUAUAUUUUUAAACCUUUGUCUUUCUGUUCUCUAUGUGCAAAGGCCAUUUUUAGCCGCAUUAAAGAGAUCUAGCGAGUGUAUCCAAGUGGAAGCCUUAAGUGAAUAAACCCAGUUUUAUUUCAGACAAAAGGGAAUUAGGAAAAUAUCCAAUCUACUUACAAAACUCACAAAGCAAUGCAAGCUCCUCUGUUUCUUGGCACAUCAACAUUCUUUGCACAUCUGUCCAAAUGAGAGCUACAAAUUCAAGACGAUUAGCAAAAAGGGAACUCCAAAUCCGAGUCGGGAUAUAAAAAUAAUGCUUUCGGUCGAUUCUAAACCUCUCUUAGAUCACAACGGUUUCAGAGAGCUCGGCAGAUUAGCAAACAGAUAACCAAUGACAUGAACACCCUCGAGAUAUGAGAACAUAUGGCUUAUAUACA